Messenger RNA from Habropoda laboriosa, 5182 nucleotides. RefSeq lists its product as uncharacterized. Bases 138 to 4829 code for a protein of 1563 amino acids. The record is from RefSeq and is a predicted model, not a curated record. Gene Ontology annotation, molecular function: chitin synthase activity. Lineage: Eukaryota; Metazoa; Arthropoda; Insecta; Hymenoptera; Apidae. Gene Ontology annotation, cellular component: cell periphery; cell septum. The transcript is spliced from 21 exons.
ACUUGAAGGUACAUGCAUAAGAGCGGAGUUUAACGAAAUUGUGACUUUUUCGUCGAGUUCGAAAAUUAAUCGUUCAAAUGGAAGAAAAGUAUUAGUAUGUAAAUGUUUCGGCGAGCAAGAUAAAUGAAGAUAAAAUAAUGUCCAAAAAUCAGCAACCAAAUGGACUGUCAACGGGCGGCGCAACGGUGACUGGCGCGGAUGAUUUUUCGGACGGUGAGAGUACUCCAUUCACUCAGGAUUAUGGCGGCAGUCAAAGAACCGUGGUGGAAACGAAAGGAUGGGACGUGUUCCGGAAUCCACCGCCGAAGAUCGAUUCCGGCUCGAUGGCCAAUCAAAGAUGCCUCGAGGUGACGGUACAAAUAACGAAGGUGAUCGUGUACCUAUUAGUUUUUGUGAUAGUGCUAGGAAGCGGUGUGGUUGCCAAAGGGACGAUUCUAUUCAUGACGUCGCAGCUAAAAUCCGAUCGAAGGAUCAUUUACUGCAACAGGCAGAUAGGCCGGGACAAGCAAUUCAUAGUAACGUUACCAGAAGAGGAGAGGAUAGCAUGGAUCUGGUGCAUCAUAAUAGCGUUCGCGGUGCCAGAAUUCGGCACGUUAAUCCGCAGCAUUCGAAUAUGCAUCUUCAAGUCCUGGAAGAAACCGCCGGUGUCUCACUUCCUCCUCGUCUUCCUUAUGGAGACCUUCCACGUGGUCGGUCUAGCCCUGAUGUUUAUGGCAGUGCUACCCGAUUUGGAUGUGGUUAAAGGUGCAAUGCUGACGAACUGCGUGUGCUUCGUACCUGGGUUACUAGGGCUCCUUUCGCGUAAUAAAAACAAAGAUGAAUCGAAGAGAUUUGUCCUGGUGCUGAUCGAUAUUGCCGCACUCGCCGCUCAAGGAACAAGUUUCGUUCUUUGGCCAUUGUUGAACAGUUCCCGGCCAUCGUUAUGGCUCAUACCACCGUCUCUGUUCCUGGUUUCGUGUGGCUGGUGGGAAAAUUAUGUUUCGAUGAAGAGUCCAAUUGGAUUUGUCAGAUCUCUGGGAAGAGUGAAGAAGGAACUGCGAGUGACGCGAUAUUUUACUUACAUGUUCGUGUCUGUCUGGAAGAUCGUGGCGUUCUUUAUCAGCACUUUAUUGAUACUGUACCUCAAAGGUGAUACCGUUGGACAUUUAUUCUCGUUACUAAACAAGGCGUUCGGAGACCAUGACAUCAUGGUGUCGACGGUACGGCUAGAUGCUACCGGCAGAAUUCCUGAUAUUGCGGAUGUAAUAGAAAUCAGCGAGAAGAUACCAAUGCCGGCGGAUGUGAACACCCCUAUAUACGUUCUACUGUUGCAAAUCUUCGGUGCUUACUUCGCAUACGUGUUCGGCAAAUUCGCGUGCAAAAUUCUGAUACAAGGGUUCAGCUACGCGUUCCCUGUAAAUCUAACGAUACCAGUGUCGAUCUCGUUAUUGAUUGCCGCCUGCGGCUUGAGGAACAGCGAUCCUUGCAUAUUUCACGGCACCAUUCCGGAUUAUCUGUUCUACGAGUCGCCACCGUUUCACUUCCUCAACGACUUCGUGUCCAAGCAAUACGCCUGGGUGUGGCUGCUGUGGUUGCUAUCGCAAACUUGGAUUACUUUGCAUGUCUGGACACCGAAAUGCGAGCGACUUGCUGCCACGGAGAAAUUAUACGUCGUGCCCAUGUACGAUUCCCUCCUGAUCGAUCAGUCGAUGGGUCUGAACCGGAAACGGGAUGACCAGCCGGAAGUAAAAGUCGAGGAUUUGGCAGAGAUAGAGAAAGAAAAAGGUGACGGAGAUUACGAGACCAUAUACGAGCAGACAGACGGCACGAGUACACCCCCGACGGCUGUAAAAAGCAGCGAUCACGUAACCAGAAUAUAUGCCUGCGCGACCAUGUGGCAUGAGAACAAAGAAGAAAUGGUGGAAUUCUUGAAGAGUAUCCUGCGCCUGGACGAGGAUCAGUCUGCCCGACGCGUUGCUCAAAAGUAUCUGAAGGUUGUCGAUCCGGACUACUAUGAAUUCGAAACUCACAUCUUCUUCGACGACGCGUUUGAGUUAGCGAAGCACGAUGAGAACGAGUCGCAGGUGAAUAGGUUCGUGAAACUGUUGGUGGGAACUCUAGACGAGGCUGCGUCAGAUGUUCAUCAAACAAGGAUGCACGUCAGAGCUCCGAAGAAAUAUCCUACGCCUUACGGUGGUCGUCUGGUAUGGACUCUUCCUGGUAAAACGAAAAUGAUCGCCCAUCUGAAAGACAAGAGCAAGAUUCGUCAUCGUAAACGUUGGAGUCAGGUUAUGUACAUGUACUACUUGCUGGGACAUCGUCUGAUGGAAUUGCCAAUCAGCGUAGAUCGCAAGGAAGUAAUCGCAGAAAACACGUAUCUGUUAACCCUCGAUGGUGACAUCGACUUCCAACCUGCUGCCGUGAAACUGCUCGUAGAUUUGAUGAAGAAGAACAAGAACCUCGGUGCAGCUUGCGGCCGUAUUCAUCCGGUUGGCUCAGGUCCUAUGGUGUGGUACCAAAUGUUCGAGUACGCUAUUGGUCAUUGGCUGCAGAAAGCAACGGAGCACAUGAUCGGCUGUGUACUUUGUAGCCCUGGUUGCUUCUCGCUCUUCAGAGGAAAAGCUUUGAUGGACGAUAACGUGAUGAAGAAAUAUACGACAAGAUCCGACGAGGCGAGGCAUUAUGUUCAGUACGAUCAGGGAGAGGAUCGAUGGCUUUGUACGCUUCUUCUUCAACGUGGUUACAGAGUUGAGUACUCAGCAGCCAGCGAUGCUUACACUCAUGCACCUGAAGGUUUCAACGAAUUCUACAAUCAACGUCGUCGAUGGGUGCCUUCUACUAUAGCCAACAUUAUGGAUCUUCUGAUGGACGCGAAACGAACGAUAAAGAUCAACGACAAUAUUUCCCUUCCCUACAUCUCUUACCAGAUUUUGCUCAUGGGUGGUACCAUUUUGGGACCAGGUACGAUUUUCCUCAUGUUGGUGGGUGCGUUCGUGGCAGCCUUCAAGAUCGACAACUGGACCAGCUUCUACUAUAACAUUAUUCCUAUUCUCCUCUUUAUGAUCAUAUGUUUCACUUGUAAGGCGAACAUCCAGGUUAUCAUGGCAGCGAUAAUCAGCACUCUUUACGGCAUGGUGAUGAUCGCCGUGAUCGUUGGGAUCGCUAUUAGCAUCGUCGAGGACGGCGUGUUGUCGCCGUCCUCGUUGUUUCUGGCGUUGCUGGUAAGUCAGCUGGUGAUAUCCGGCAUAUUGCACCCGGCGGAGUUUUACUGCCUAUUAUGCAGCGUGAUAUACUUCGUCACCGUACCAUCGAUGUACGUGCUGCUUGUCAUUUACUCGGUUUGCAAUCUGAACGACAUCACGUGGGGCACGAGGGAGGUGGAGGUUAAAAAAACCGCCGCGGAACUUGAACAAGAGAAAAAGGAAGCCGAGGAGGCGAAACGGAAAGCGAAACAGAAGUCUCUAUUGGGAUUCCUGCAAAAUGGUGCAGGCUCGAACGACGACGAAGAAGGAUCUAUAGAGGUUUCUUUGGCAGGUUUAUUCAAGUGCAUGUUCUGCACUCAUGGUCAAACCUCGAAUGAGAAGCAGCAAUUGGUCGCCAUCGCUGAAUCUUUGGAACAAGUUGGCAAACGUCUGGAAGUCAUCGAAAGAGCCGUGGAUCCUCACGGAAUGUCGACUCGACGUCGCGCACCCUCCGUCGGUUCCCGAACAGCCGAUCAUUUGAGCGCCAUUGGUGAGGAUUCUCGAGAAGAGGACUGCCAUAGCAAAGCGGAAACCGUAACUAGUCAAAACACGGAAGGCAAUCGUGAGGGUAACUUCCUCAGCAGACCUUACUGGCUAAGCGACGAGGGAUUGAAGAAGGGUGAGAUCGAUGUCCUGUCACUGCAGGAGGAACAAUUCUGGAACGACCUUCUGGAGAAGUAUCUGUACCCUAUCGACGAGGACAAGGCGGAAAAAGAACGAAUCGCUAAAGAUCUAAAGGACCUACGUGACCAGAGCGUGUUCGCGUUUUUUAUGAUGAACGCCCUCUUCGUCCUGAUCGUCUUUCUGCUACAAUUAAACAAAGAUUUGUUGCACGUGAAGUGGCCCUUCGGUAUCAAGACGAACAUCACCUAUGACGAAAGCUCGCAGGAGGUACACAUUACCAAGGAGUAUCUGCAACUCGAGCCAAUUGGCCUGGUGUUCGUGUUCUUUUUCGCGUUGAUAUUGGUUAUCCAAUUCACCGCGAUGCUGUUCCAUCGAUUUGGCACGCUCGCGCAUAUUUUAGCCAGUACCAGCCUUGACUGGUACUGUUGCAAGAAGACGAAGGAUUUGUCGGAAGAAGCGCUAUUAUCGAAACACGCGGUGGAAAUAGUGAGGGAUUUGCAAAGAUUAGACGGCAUGGAGGGUGAUUACGAGGAAGGAAGCGGCAGUGGACCAGGCAGAAGACCGACGAUAAGAAAUUUGGAAAAGAGCCGAAGAAAAACGCAGGCCAUCAAUACGCUCGAUGUCGCUUUCAGGCAGCGAUUCUUCAGUAUGCCUGAUGCCAACGGUUUGCCGAGGAAUAUGUCGACGAGACGUUCCGCGAAGGCUUUCAAGGCAUUCGAAGGUCGCAGGAACAGCAUAAUGGCGAUGAGGAGAAAGUCGCAGAUGCAAACUUUAGGAGCGAAUAACAUUUACGGUGUGGCGGGCAAUCCCUUGGGAAUUCAAGGACGUCCGUUGAGAAGCAGCCAGAUUUCUGUUAAGGACGUGUUCGAGGGACACGGAGGACACACGAAUUCCGCUUACGAACCGGACGAGAACACCGGAAGCAGCCUGAGACUUCACAAUUUAGGUCAGAGCACGUGGAGAGAGCCGAACAUUCAUAACUGAUGCAAAAGGUAAGCAAUUAUAACGGACAUCCUCGAACCUUCCGACGAUAACCGGAUGAGAUGCGUGCAAUGGCCGCGAUUUCCCCUAGAAAUCGCUAGAACACAAUGUUGUCACCGUCAAUGUUGUCAACAACAGAACCGAUUUGAUUUGAACAUCGUCGCGCAUUUCAGCGCUUCCUCUAGCAAUUAUCCAUUAGUUUAUCUGAUUACGUAUGAUAUAAGAGCGGAUAGAAGAGUACGAAAAGACUGCCUUCGUGUAGACUAAUUUAUGAUGAAACGAAUGGAACAGGGCCGUCUUUAAGCUCUUUAUUUAUUUAUUUCUUCCCUUUAAGUGAAAGAAGAAGAAAAGGAACC